AUGUGUUUUAAUAUUCAAAAUGUUUCAUUGCAUAAUCUCUCUCUCAUCUAUCUAUCUAUCUAUCUAUCUAUCUAUCUAUCUAUCUAUCUAUCUAUCUAUCAGCCUGUCUGUAUGUUUGUCUGUUCAAUAAUAUCUAUCUAUCUAUCUAUCUAUCUAUCUAUCUAUCUAUCUAUCUAUCUAUCUAUCUAUCUAUCCAACCAUCUGUCUGUCUGUCUGUCUGUCUGUCUGUCUGUCCGCCUGUCUGUCUCCUUUUUGUUUAAAUCUAUCUAUCUAUCUAUCUAUCUAUCUGUCUGUCUGUCCGCCUGUCUGUCUGUCCGCCUGUCUGUCUGUAACUGCCUUUCUAUUCAUAUCUAUCUAUCUAUCUAUCUAUCUAUCUAUCUAUCUAUCUAUCUAUCCGCCUGUCUGUCUGUAACUGCCUUUCUAUUCAUAUCUAUCUAUCUAUCUAUCUAUCUAUCUAUCUGUAACUGCAUUUCUAUUCAUAUCUAUCUAUCUAUCUAUCUAUCUAUCUAUCUAUCUAUCUAUCUUUAA
This is a messenger RNA of Acanthosepion pharaonis, 528 nucleotides long. The record is from the annotation of a GenBank genome assembly. Lineage: Eukaryota; Metazoa; Mollusca; Cephalopoda; Sepiida; Sepiidae.